AUGUCGCCCUCAGCUUUCCGACAGCCGCUUUAUCUGCAACUUAAAGUCGACUUCAUGUGGCCUUUUCAUAACUUUGACACCGAUGAGGGAAAAUAUGUCAACUUGACUCCAGAAGAUCUCGAAUUCCUCCGCAAGUACAAACAAGUACGUUUAAAGCUGCCUGCAACCACGCCGAAUCCCACGGAAGAUACUCUGCCAUCUUUUCGCGGAUGCGCAGACGUGCGCGUCUAUCGCGUGCGGUUCUGUCUCGACGGCGUGCGAUUGCAGCGUGACAUCCGCAGUCCCAGCAAUCACAUCGUUCUAGAUGUCAACCUGACCCACGAGGGCGAUAGCACUUACUAUGACCGUUUCGGCAACUGGCAUGCAUUUACCCAUGACCCCAUCGAUGUCAAACCGUCUUUUCGUGUGUUGCCAUCGCCGGAUGGUGGUAGUGCUCAUCUUUCCGCCCUGGACAACGGUGCUAUUGUUUCGACUGUCCCUACAGCUGGAGGCCUUCAGAAGUAUGCCGCUCCGAGCCCAUUUGCGACGUGA
Molecule: messenger RNA, 531 nt
Organism: Penicillium cinerascens
Lineage: Eukaryota; Fungi; Ascomycota; Eurotiomycetes; Eurotiales; Aspergillaceae
Exons: 2
Coding region: 1-531 (176 amino acids)
Source: RefSeq, a predicted model, not a curated record